Molecule: messenger RNA, 450 nt
Organism: Gastrolobium bilobum
Lineage: Eukaryota; Viridiplantae; Streptophyta; Magnoliopsida; Fabales; Fabaceae
Product: iron-sulfur cluster assembly protein 1-like
Exons: 1
Coding region: 52-435 (127 amino acids)
Biological process (GO): intracellular iron ion homeostasis; iron-sulfur cluster assembly
Cellular component (GO): cytoplasm; mitochondrial matrix
Molecular function (GO): ferrous iron binding; 2 iron, 2 sulfur cluster binding
Source: RefSeq, a predicted model, not a curated record
ACUCCUUUUUCUUUAAACAUCGAUCGAACCGCACAAAAAAGAUAAUUAAAAAUGCAAAGAAUCGCCGCAAGCGCAAAGAGAGUCGUGGGAACGGCGUCGUUUGAGGCGCCACCGCCGGCCGUUAGGGUUCUGCAGCGGCUCUACCACGAGAGGGUGGUUGACCACUACAACAACCCCCGGAAUGUUGGAUCGUUCGACAAGAACGACCCGACGGUGGGUACGGGUCUGGUCGGGGCACCCGCGUGUGGCGACGUCAUGAAACUCCAGAUUAAGGUUGAUGAGAACACCGGAAAGAUCGUCGAUGCUCGCUUCAAGACCUUCGGCUGUGGAUCGGCUAUUGCUUCUUCAUCCGUUGGUAUGUUCGUAAGAGGAAACAUAGGAAUUGGAUGGGUUGGUAGGGUAAAAACUAGGGUUUAUGCCUUUUGUUGUGUUUGAAUUUUCAAUUAUUGA